GCAGGUCCCGGCCGCCCGGAGGAAGUGCCCUGCCCGCCGCUCGCAAGCAGAGGGGCCGCCGCCAGUGCUCCAGCGGGGUCUCGGGCCAUGGAAGCGGAGCCGCCGCUCUACCGGGUGGCGGGGGCUGCGGGGGCGCAGGGCGAUGAGGACCGGCUCGGGGUCCCAGACGGGUCCGGGGCUCCGCUGGACGAGCUGGUGGGCGCGUAUCCCAACUACAACGAGGAGGAGGAAGAGCGCCGCUACUACCGCCGCAAGCGCCUCGGCGUGCUCAAGAACGUGCUGGCGGCCAGCACCGGCGGCAUGCUCACCUACGGCGUCUACCUGGGCCUCCUGCAGAUGCAACUGAUCCUGCACUAUGAUGAGACCUACCGUGAGGUGAAGUAUGGCAACAUGGGCCUGCCGGACAUUGACAACAAGAUGCUGAUGGGCAUCAACGUGACCCCCAUCGCGGCUCUGCUCUACACACCUGUGCUCAUCAGGUUUUUUGGCACCAAGUGGAUGAUGUUUCUGGCUGUGGGCAUCUAUGCCCUCUUUGUCUCCACCAACUACUGGGAGCGUUACUACACCCUUGUGCCCUCAGCUGUGGCCCUGGGCAUGGCCAUUGUGCCACUUUGGGCCUCCAUGGGCAAUUACAUCACCAGGAUGGCUCAGAAGUAUUACGAGUACUCCCACUAUAAGGAGCGGGAUGAGCAGGGCCCCCAGCAGCGCCCGCCUCGGGGCUCCCAUGCACCAUACCUCCUGGUCUUCCAAGCGAUCUUCUAUAGCUUCUUCCAUCUGAGCUUCGCCUGUGCCCAGCUGCCCAUGAUCUACUUCCUGAACCACUACCUGUAUGACCUGAACCACACACUCUACAACGUGCAGAGCUGCGGUACUAACAGCCAGGGCAUCCUCAGUGGCUUCAACAAGACUGUUCUGCGGACGUUACCACGGAGCGGGAACCUCAUUGUGGUGGAGAGUGUGCUCAUGGCGGUGGCUUUCCUGGCCAUGCUGCUGGUGCUGGGGCUGUGCGGCGCCGCCUACCGGCCCACUGAGGAGAUCGACCUGCGCAGCGUGGGCUGGGGCAACAUCUUCCAGCUGCCCUUCAAGCACGUGCGCGACUUCCGCCUGCGGCACCUCGUGCCCUUCUUUAUCUACAGCGGCUUCGAGGUGCUCUUUGCCUGCACUGGGCUCGCCCUGGGCUAUGGUGUGUGCUCAGUGGGACUGGAACGCCUAGCCUACCUCCUUGUGGCUUACAGCCUGGGCGCGUCAGCCUCCUCAAUCCUAGGCCUGCUGGGGCUGUGGCUGCCACGCCCAGUGCCUCUGGUGGCUGGGGCUGGCCUGCACCUGCUCCUCACACUUGGCCUCUUUUUCUGGGCCCCUGCACCUCGGGUCCUGCAACACAUUUGGAUCCUCUACGUAGCAGCUGUCCUCUGGGGUGUAGGCAGUGCCCUCAAUAAGACCGGGCUCAGCACACUCUUGGGAAUCCUCUAUGAGGACAAAGAAAGACAAGACUUCAUCUUCACUAUCUACCACUGGUGGCAGGCAGUGGCCAUCUUCACCGUGUACCUGGGCUCAAGCCUGCCCAUGAAGGCCAAGCUGGCGGUGCUGCUGCUGACGCUGCUGGCGGCCGCAGCCUCCUACCUGUGGAUGGAGCACAAGCUGCAGCGGGGCCUGGUCCCGCGCCAGCCCCGCAUCCCACGGCCGCAGCACAAGGUGCGCGGCUACCGCUACCUGGAGGAGGACAACUCCGACGAGAGCGACGCGGAGGGCGAGCACGGCGGUGGCGGCGGCGGCCUGGGGGACGGUGUGGAGGAGGAGGUGGCACCCGCGGGGCUCCGGCCCGGCCCCGAGCCAGGCGGCCUCGGCCGCCGACCCUGCCCCUAUGAACAGGCCCUGGGGGGCGACGGGCCCGAGGAGCAGUGAGGGGCCCAGCCAGCUCACCGGCCUCGGUUUACCGCGUCUCAGGUCGGGGACCCUGCAGUGCACCAUCCUCAGGAAGGACCUUCUCCCCGGGGUGCGCGUUCAGGAACCGAGCCCAGGCCUGGGGCUGAGAGAGAGCACAGACGACCCCCCUCCUCCGGGGUCUGCUCCCCACGACCACGCCCAGGCCCGAGAAGUGUCGGGGUCCUUUGCCGAGCUGCCCCCCAACCCCGCCCCAGCGCUGCCCUCCUGCCCGCUCUGCAGGUGUGCCACAGGCUUUGCACAUCCUAUCCCCACGGCCCGUCUAGGGGCAUGACUUUUUAUAGAAAAUGAGAAAUAAAGAGGUUUUGUAUUGUC
Messenger RNA from Nyctereutes procyonoides (raccoon dog), 2256 nucleotides. It is a transcript of the gene UNC93B1, whose product is annotated as unc-93 homolog B1, TLR signaling regulator. The transcript is spliced from 11 exons. Lineage: Eukaryota; Metazoa; Chordata; Mammalia; Carnivora; Canidae. Gene Ontology annotation, cellular component: lysosome; endosome. Gene Ontology annotation, biological process: toll-like receptor 3 signaling pathway; toll-like receptor signaling pathway; toll-like receptor 7 signaling pathway. The coding region runs from base 88 to 1902 and encodes 604 amino acids. The record is from RefSeq and is a predicted model, not a curated record. Gene Ontology annotation, molecular function: Toll-like receptor binding.